CACAAAGCAUAGCAUAGAGCCAGAAACAACCAAAAAUUCUAAAAGAGUAAAAGACUAACAAACCCCAACAUGACUGGUUCUGGAUCUCCCUGUGGAGCCUGCAAAUUCUUGAGGAGGAAGUGUGUGAGAGGUUGUGUUUUUGCACCUUACUUUUGCCAUGAACAAGGUGCUACUCAUUUUGGAGCCAUUCAUAAGGUCUUUGGUGCAAGCAAUGUCUCAAAGCUCCUUGCUCACAUCCCUGUGAGUGAUCGUUGUGAAGCUGCAGUUACCAUCUCAUAUGAAGCUCAAGCUAGACUUCAAGAUCCAAUUUAUGGUUGUGUUGCUCAUAUUUUUGCACUUCAACAACAGGUGGUAAAUUUACAAACACAACUGGCUUAUCUCAGGGAACAAGCAGCUCAUAGAUGUCUUAAUACCUCAGCUGCUGAAAACUCUAAUGAGAAGUACCUUGGAAAACCUACUAAUUUUACUUUGCCCCAAGAUCUUCAAAGUUGGCUCCAGAUGGAAAAUUCCAACAUGGGUGGUCCUCAAUUUCUUCCAAACUUGUCCACCAAUUCUUCAACAACACAAUAUUAUGGGAGUACUACUCUCUUGGACCCUAACCUUGUUGGGAUCUAUGAAAAUUCAGGAUUAACCAUGGAAGAAAGCAUCUCAGUUUCUAACUUUGAUGAGAGUUGUAGCUCCAUGUCCUAUGACAUGCAAAAGCAAUGGGCCUUUCAUGAAGUGCAUAACAUUCAGUAAGUGGAUUUUGGUUACAGUCAACAAGCUUCAGGAAAGAUCUGAAUCUGCUUGAAAGAAUUGGUGAAGAUUGCACUUUAUCAAUUUUGAAUAACUUCUACAUUUAUGCAAAAAGAAUGCACUUUUCAGAUGCCAUAAAUAAGCUUAGGAAGCCUAGCUAGAAGUGUUGAUAUAUGAAUUGCAAUGGAAAUGGACCUAGUAUAUAUAUUUUUGUUUAAUCUAGUGUAAUAUUUGUAUUUGGAAGAAUAAUGGUGUAAUUUUUAGAGAUGAAUACUCUGGUUUUGUAUGAGCUAAAAUGGGUUGUUUAUGGAUCUACCA
Lotus japonicus is the source of this 1053-nucleotide messenger RNA. RefSeq names its product LOB domain-containing protein 29-like. Lineage: Eukaryota; Viridiplantae; Streptophyta; Magnoliopsida; Fabales; Fabaceae. Bases 70 to 738 code for a protein of 222 amino acids. The transcript has 2 exons. The record is from RefSeq and is a predicted model, not a curated record. Gene Ontology annotation, biological process: positive regulation of DNA-templated transcription; hormone-mediated signaling pathway. Gene Ontology annotation, cellular component: nucleus.